AUGUCGACCAGCUCUUCUUCUUCGUCCACCUACUCGACGCCUGGCCUCACUCCGCCCCUCGCCAAUGACCCAGCGACAGCCGAGACGCUAACGACGCCGAUCAAGUCACUCAGGCCGGCAGCCAAUAACAACAACGGCGUUGCAGGCCUCGCAAAACCUACGCUGGCUCGAGCAGGUAGCUCUGAUGGCGACACGGCACUAGCAAAUGGGGCCGUUGAUCCAACGACGCCUUUCGAAUUGACCGAACAUGUAGAGAGACUGCUGGAUGAGCUCGAGCGCAGGCUUGAGAGCAUCACGACCGAUGUUCUCGAUCGAUGCAACCUGCCUGCAGUGUCGCAAGUUGUGGGCAAGCUCGACGGCCUCGAGCAGCUCUACAACGAUAUGGCGGAUGGACUUGAGGAUGCGCCUCGACUGCCGCCGCGCUCACCCGCUAUACAGUCUCCUGACCGCCCUCAGCCGACCUGA
Mixia osmundae IAM 14324 is the source of this 465-nucleotide messenger RNA. RefSeq lists its product as uncharacterized. Bases 1 to 465 code for a protein of 154 amino acids. The transcript has 3 exons. The record is from RefSeq and is a predicted model, not a curated record. Lineage: Eukaryota; Fungi; Basidiomycota; Mixiomycetes; Mixiales; Mixiaceae.